GCCUGACGCGGCGGGGGCGGUCGCAGGCGGGGCCGGGCGGUGCGGGAGGAGCAGCGGGAGCAUGGCGGAGGCCGAGCAGGACGGCGUGUCCGGAGCGGCGGCGCCGCCGCGGUACCGGGGAGCGCUGCACCCCGACACGUGGGAGCAGGAGCUGGAGGCCAUCCCCAUGUUCAUGAAGCGCUGCCCGGCCGAGAUCGACGCGGCGCGGCAGCCCGAGCUCGCCUGCCUGCAGUCGCUGCUGUUCGACGAGGAGCGGAGCCCCGCAGAGCUGGCCAGGAUGUACAAGAACGAAGGGAACGAGUACUUCAAGGAGAAGGACUACGGGAGAGCGGCGGCCGCCUACUCGGAGGGGCUGCGGAGGCGCUGCGGGGACGCCGAGCUGGACGCGGUGCUGCUCACCAACCGGGCUGCUGCUCAUUUCCACUUGGGGAACUACCGUUCUGCUCUAAAUGAUGCCAUCCAAGCCAAAAAGCUGAAGCCCACCCAUCUCAAAGCCAUCAUAAGAGGAGCUCUCUGUCACAUGGAGCUAAGGAAUUUCGUGGAAGCAAUAGCAUGGUGUGAGGAGGGCUUGCAAAUAGACUCAAAAGAGAAAAAGCUUGUGGAAAUGAGAGCCAAAGCUGACAAAUUAAAGCGAACCCAGGAGCGGGAUGCCAGGAAAGCAAAGGUGAUGGAGAGAAAGGAGCAGUGUCAGAAGGAGAUUUUGCUUGCAGCAAUAAAGGAAAGAAAUAUCAAGCUGGUGCUUGAGCCUUCAGAUGAAGAAGAGGAAGUGUCAGAUGGCCUGGCUGAGAUCUCCUUGGAUGGGUUCCACUCUGACAGUGCCACGGGGGCAAAGGUGCACUUGGAUGCUGAUGGCAGCCUGAGCUGGCCUGUCCUCUUCCUGUACCCUGAGCACGAGCAGACAGAUUUCACUGUGGCUUUCCAUGAGAACUCCAGGUUUAUUGAUCAUUUAAUGAUGAUGUUUGCUGAGUUACCUCCUUGGGAUUUAGAAAAAAAAUACCUUCCCAACAAUCUUGAGCUCUAUUUUGAAGAUGAAGAGAGAGAAGAAAUGUAUGAGGUGAACCCAGAACACACAUUGCUACAAAUGCUGCAGCACAAAAGGUAUUUUGUGAAGGCCGGGACCCCGACAGUUUUGGUGUUUGCCAAGCGUUCUCCUUUCUCUAAGAAGUACUUCUCUGGCAAGAAAGUGCAUCGACUGUAAUGAGCAAGAAAGAAACAAGGAAUCCUGUGCAAGAGGCUGCUGUUUGUUAGCCCAGCUCCAGGCUGCAGACUGCUGCUUGAACAAAAAUACUUUGCACUCUUCAGGGGAGGAAAAUAAUCUUGGCACGCAGGGAAACUUCCAGGGGAGCAGCACAGGAGAAGGAAGGGCUAACAUGAGGGGAUUAUUUGUUUAAAAGGGAGCCCAGCUGGCUUGCAGAAGGUCUCCUCUAUGAUAGGCUGCAUGUGGUUUUGAAAUAAACCUGAAGCAGUGCCAAACA
Molecule: messenger RNA, 1475 nt
Organism: Motacilla alba alba
Lineage: Eukaryota; Metazoa; Chordata; Aves; Passeriformes; Motacillidae
Gene: TTC4
Product: tetratricopeptide repeat domain 4
Exons: 10
Coding region: 62-1198 (378 amino acids)
Molecular function (GO): Hsp90 protein binding
Source: RefSeq, a predicted model, not a curated record